GACACGUUUGUGCAAAGUGAACAGUGUUGGGACAAUGGAAAAGAUUACAUGUAAUGUUCACGGCAGCGUGUGUAUGUUAAAGACGGGGGUAAAAGAUGGACCUAAUAAAGGGAAGAGCUUCUACGUGUGUGUUGACAAGCAAGGCUGUGAUUUCAGUCAGCAGACCAGCAUCUCUCCUUCCCACUGCCUCAACCAUGAAGAUUCAAUGGUGGAGCUCCAAGCUCUGAACCACAGCCAACAACAUCAGGUCCACAGGUUGUACUAUCGGUGUAUUGUGGGUAAAAAAGCAGGUCAGAAGUGGUGUGGAAAUGUGCCAUGGACUGAGGUAAAAGAAAAGAAAAGCCCUCUGUCUGACGCACAGUCACAGCCCUCCUGUCUUCAACCUGCCCGAAACCCCUUCAAGGCCACUGCAAAGUCAGACAAGGACUCAGACUGGAGGAAGAUGCAUUCAGGUGGACGCGAGGAGAAAAGCAGCGAGGCAGGUCACAAACCUAAAGGACGAGAAAGUCACCAGAAAGAAAAUGUGGAGGAUGUGGGCGCAGGAGAGGCGGAAAAGACGAAUUCAUCGGAUUCUUACCGGGGUAAACAACUUCCUCCGGGGAUGAAGAUAAAGAAAAGAGUUUCAGACGAGAGCAGCGAAAGUCCUAAAGGUAACGGUGCAGAGACGCAGGACGAGGCUGAGGAGAAGCACGACGAGCAGAGAAAAGCAGGAAACAAGACGGUUGUUCAAACUGAGAAAAUACAUCGAGCCUCAUCAGAUCCUGAAAAGAACAAGAAACCAACAACUGGUGAAAACGAUCUGGAGAAACAAACUGAUCCUGCAAGUUCUUCUAAAUCUGCACCCGGCUGCAGAACUCACGUUUCCACAGAUAACACUAGGAAACCCGUGUCUGAGUCAAGUGAAACAAAAAACGAUGACGAUGAUGAUGAUGAUGAUCUGGUAUUGGUGUCAGUAAAACCUGCUACUCAGAAAACUCCUCCCGCUUCCACCGUCCAGAAAACUCUGACCUCUUUCCCCGGGUUCCAGCCGCCGUCUAAGAGCAGAAGUUCAGUGGAAAACCCCAAAGGGCUGCACAGUCUGCUCACUGCUCAGCUCCAGCAGAAGAAGGCCACCCUGUCCGCCGUGAAUGUGGCGGCUCUUCCGGAUAAAGGAGCGAGGUUGAAGACGCAGGUCAGAGAACUCGAGGAGGCGCUGGAGUCACUCAGCCUCACUGCUGCUUCUCAGCCCGAGGCCCAGGAUGAAUCUAACAGCAGCGACUCUGGUGGUAGCAGCACCUCCCACAUCAACCCAUUCAGCCGACAGGGCGGCACCAUCCUGCUCCCUGCACCUCCAGGCCCCCCCCAGGACCAGGCCUCCGGCGGCUCCCUGGGGCUCGGCCUCAGCCAGGGAUACACCCAGAUGUAUGGAGCAAACCCCCAGGCGCAGGCCUUUUACGGUGGCAGGAUGACUGAGGACCGUCUGCUGGCCGUGAAGAACGCCACCUCUGAGGCUAUUGACCAUCUACACAAAUCCCUGGAGUCGUGUCCCGACGCUGAGGACGAGGCCCCGGACCCCAAAGGCAUCAAGGUGACGCUCCUGCCCCAUCAGAGGAGAGCUCUGGCCUGGCUGCUCUGGAGAGAAGGGCAGAAACCAGCAGGAGGAAUUCUGGCGGACGACAUGGGUUUGGGGAAAACCCUGACCAUGAUUUCUCUCAUACUGGCCAAGAAGAAAAAGGCCAAAAAAGAAGAAGAUGAGGAAAAGGACGAGAAGAAGCUGGAGAGCUGGAUAUCCAAAACCGACUGCAGCCUGGUGGCUUCUAGAGGAACUCUGAUCAUCUGUCCGGCCUCCCUCGUGCACCACUGGAAGAAGGAGAUUGAGAGACACGUGAGGACGGACAAGCUGACGGUUUAUUUGUACCACGGCCCAAACCGCAAGAAGAGCGCGAGAAUGCUGGCAGAGCACGAUGUGGUGGUGACCACUUACAGUCUGGUCUCUAAGGAGGUUCCAGUCCAGAAGGAAGAGUCUGAUAAACCCAGCAAGGAUUCUGACGAAGUGCCGAAACACUCGGGUCCUCUGAUGCGAGUGGCCUGGGCCCGUAUCGUUCUCGAUGAAGCUCACAACAUCAAAAACCCCAAAGUGCAGACGUCCAUGGCCGUGUGUCAGCUCAGGGCGGCGGCUCGCUGGGCGGUGACUGGUACCCCCAUCCAGAACAACCUGCUGGACAUGUACUCACUGCUCAAGUUCCUGCGUUGUUCCCCGUUUGACGAGUACAAACUGUGGAAAGCUCAGGUGGACAACGGCUCCAACCGAGGCAGAGAGAGACUCAACAUCCUGACGAGGACUCUGCUGCUGCGACGAACCAAAGACCAGCUGGACUCCACAGGGAAACCGCUGGUGUCUCUCCCUGAUCGGACCUGUGAGGUGCAUCGGCUCAAACUGUCCGAGGACGAGAAGUCGGUGUACGACGUCGUCUUCGCCCAAUCCAGAUCUACUCUGCAGAACUACCUGAAGAGACAUGAAGGCAAAGAUGUUAACCAGGGAAAAUCUUCCUCUUCUAACCCCUUUGACAAAGUGGCCCAGGAGUUUGGUUUGUCCCAGGCUGACUCUGCAGUGUCCAGCUCUCAGGCUCCUCAGCAGGUGUCCAGCACAGUCCACAUCCUGUCCUUGCUGCUGCGUCUCCGCCAGUGCUGCUGCCACAUCUCGCUUCUUAAGAAGACCCUCGACUCGACCGAGCUGCAGGGCGACGGGAUUGUCUUGUCUCUGGAGGAGCAGCUCAAUGCUUUGUCGCUGUCCUCCGGCCCCUCAGCGUCUGGCCCCGAUCCCAAAGACACCGUAGCCCUCAAUGGCACCCGCUUCCCCUCCAAGCUGUUCGAGGACACCAGUGAAAGCACCAAGAUUUCUGCUAUUGUCUCUGAGCUGAAGGCAAUCAGGCAGAAGAGUGACGAUCAGAAAAGUGUGAUCGUCUCCCAGUGGACCAGCAUGCUUCAGAUCGUAGCGGUUCACCUGCGUCGGAUGGGCCUGAGAUACGCCGUCAUCGACGGGACCGUCAACCCUAAACGUCGCAUGGACCUGGUGGAAGAAUUCAACACUAACCCUAAAGGACCACAGGUGAUGCUGGUUUCUCUUUGUGCUGGAGGAGUUGGGCUCAACCUCAUCGGUGGGAAUCACCUCUUCCUCAUUGACAUGCAUUGGAAUCCAGCGCUGGAGGAUCAGGCCUGCGACCGGAUCUAUAGGGUCGGGCAACAUAAAGACGUCACCAUCCACAGGUUUGUGUGUGAAGGCACCGUGGAGGAGAAGAUUUCUACGCUGCAGGCGAAGAAGAAGGAGCUGGCCCAGAAUGUGCUGUCAGGAACCGGAAGCACGUUCUCCAAACUCUCCCUGGCCGAUCUCAAAAUCAUCUUCGGUGUCUGAGCUCAGCGAGACUGCUGCCACAUGGCCAGUGUGUGUGUUUAUUUAAUAACGAGUGAGCGGAUAAAUAACUCCCUUAUUUGUUAACUCCAAGACCAAACUGGUUACUUGAUUACAGCAACUUUUUUUUACUCAUUUUUAAUUAUAUUUUUAGUUGUUAUGAAACAUUUCAACUCAACAGACACUAAAGCACUGUUAAGUUAUUCCAAACUGCAUAUUUUAAUAUGUGUUUUAUUGUCUUUUUAUAUGUUUGAGUUCAUUUUACAUACAUAUACUUUCAAGUGCAUGUUAAAUGCAUUAUGUAUUAUGGCUGUAUUUGUCUUGAUAUGAUGAUAUUUAAAUAAAUUCAGGUAAAUUUUUUAAUUGA
Molecule: messenger RNA, 3755 nt
Organism: Mugil cephalus (flathead mullet)
Lineage: Eukaryota; Metazoa; Chordata; Actinopteri; Mugiliformes; Mugilidae
Gene: ttf2
Product: transcription termination factor, RNA polymerase II
Exons: 22
Coding region: 35-3391 (1118 amino acids)
Molecular function (GO): zinc ion binding; ATP-dependent chromatin remodeler activity; ATP binding
Source: RefSeq, a predicted model, not a curated record